ACGGGCUCUCGUGAACACGUUCGUGGAUCAUCGGAUUAUCAAAUCGAGGGAAGAUUUUUUAUUUACGCUCUCGUUUGACAUAUAUUCUUGCAUCGCUCAGUCAACGAAACCUCUUGAUAUGUGCGGUGUGUGUAAAAUAAAUACGUUAACUUUAAUGUGACUUACGGUUCCAAUUUUAAAUGUACAAUUAAAGCGUCCGAUAUAAUUUUAUAAAAUGGAUAACAUCGAAUUAUUAUUUUUCGAUACUUUUUCCCACGACAUAUCCGAGGAGCUCAACUUAGAUUUGGUACAAUUUCCUAAACCAGUUUACAUAAGUGAGGUUAGGAUAAUACCGCUAGGUGCGCGUGUACAAGCCGAUUUUCCUGGCGGCGUUCGACUCGGCGCCACUAACCCAUCUCAAUUUGAGAUAGAAUUCUUUGUUAACGAUCUCAGUAAACCGGGUGCAUCAACUUUUGAAUCUUUAGGCGGAUUAGAAUACAAACAAAAUGUUCAUAUACAAUUAGAAUGUGAGAGAAAACAAAUCCCCACGGAUGGGCUGGUUUUGCGCGGCUGGUACACAACUAUUACUUUAGCUGUUUAUGGUUCCUUGACAAAAUCUCUGAGCAACCCUCAAGAAAGUACCGGCCCCUCAGCUACAGUAGCUUUGCCCGUUGGGAGUUCAGAACCAGCAGCAGAAAGUGUUUCACAAGCUCCGGAGCCCCAGCCUGAUUGGUACUUUGAAAAUUCUGCACCAGUACCAACAGUUAAUCAAGAAACUAGUGCAGCUCAAGCACCAUCUCCGACAAUUCAGCAGAUUCAGACGGUCGAACCAACACAAAGAUUAACACCGGUAGAGCCUGCAAAACCAGAGCCAGCUAGAUGGAGCGGCGAGGAAGUUCAAGCAGGUGCCACCGCACCUCGGAAGCCGGCGAAGCGGCCAUCUUCACCGCCAUCCGAGUCUUUGGUUUCUUUGAGUCCCGAAUCAAUAUCAGCGGAAGAGGAAGAAGAUCGCGUAGAAAGAGAAGUAGAAGAGCCGCCUUCCGUGGCAGUAGAGCCGUUCGAGCCAAUACUUUCAGACGAAGAAUUGAUGGCUGACGACGUUCCAUCAACUUCCGUUGACUACCAAUGCGAAACCCUGCAAGGGGAUAAUCUUUAUGCUAUAAAACCUCCGGAACUGCUGGACUUGGAAAAAUUUCCAGCAAGUGUUUUUCAUGACGCGCAAAAUCAUGACGAAACAGCGUUGGAAAAAAUUCGGGAAAUUAUCCGUUCGCUAGUAAAAUCAACAACGAAUUUCAACGCUGCGCCAGGACAGGAGAAAGAGACGUUUGUACACAGCUGCGAAUCACUGUGCUCGCUCCUCGGUUCGGUCAAUCAAUUAGACAGCGAGGAUCUCCGCGAUUGGACAGAAAUAGUGAACGCUUCGUUAGAUCUCGAUCUGGCACGAGGUCAACCGCAGCCAGCUUACAAAGUCAGACACGUCAAAGUAGGCGUAAGACUCGCCGAAGCGUCGUGUUCUCUGGUCGGAGGCCCAGAGAUCUUACUGAAGGUAUCAGCUCCCAAAAAACUCUUGACUCUGUGCAUGCGUGAAAACGUAGCGUUGCCGGUGAAACUCGCAGCUCUUCGAGCCCUCGAUGCGUCUCUUCUCAGCCCAAAAAUCGUUGAAGAAUUUUUGAAAUCCGACAACAAUCUUUAUCGUCUUACGUUAGAAAUGUUGGACGAAGCAAAACUCGCGAGAUUGAAAUACGCUCUUACAUCGAUGCUUCGAAAAAUUCACGUUUACGAAUUACUCGAGGCAUCGCGAGACCCGAAUAACAUGAGUGAAUUAGCAUUGAACGAACUCACCCAAACUUACGUCUGCGCUCCGACUCUAAUGGCGCAACCUAAGAGACAGUUACCGGCGAGCAAACAGAUGGAAUUCGGACGUGAGCAGUCCAGAAAUCCACGAAGACAUCUGAUAGCAUACUUCGAGCAUCACGGCCUCGCACGCCGUCUUUUACUUGCUCUUACUUCUCCAUCUUCCGAUCGUGGACUCGUAGCAGCGACGCGAAAAUUCCUCAUGCGUCUUGCAAAUACGGGGGAAGGACUUUUGUAUCUACUUAGUCAGCCCGAAGUUUCGAGGUCGAUAUUACGAGCCAUGCGUUAUGAAAAACCUGGACCGGGGUGCGUCUUAGCUUGGCGUUUACAAGUGAUGCAAUGUCUCGUUCAGCUGAAAAAUCAGCAGCCUGGGAAUUCGUCGUUGUCGAACGACUGGUGGCUGCCGUUAAGGAAAUUGCAUACGUUUCUCAUUUACCCGGAAGGAUUACAAGCCGUUAUCGCAGUUUUACCUCUGAACGGUUUCAUCGAUUAUCUCAUGCCUUACUUGAGUGAUCCCGAUCUCGUGGAAUUCGCUGCUGAGAUAAUAUCCGUAACUGUGCGUUAUUCAGAGAGAGUCGAGAUUAUCCAAACGCGAGCCUCGGCGAUACUCGAAGAGGCUCGUAACAACGGCACGUUGAGAGACAUCGUGCCGCACUUAACUGUCGCUGGUCAAUCGUCUAAUUGGAAUUACGGUGACGUCACAUCUUUGGUUGGAACCGUGAGAAAAUAUGCCGAAAAAGCUGCCUCUUUGCCCGGAGAACUCUUGACCGCCUGUCGAAUCUUACAUUACCUCGUAUUUCCAUCGAACACCGAUAUGGAUCCUUUCGAGAGUUACCUCGAGCUCAAGCACAGAAACGCAUUGACUCAGUUAUUCGCAGCUGAUGGUUUGACCGCGCUCGUUUCCGUUCUCUCGAAAAUAGCCCAUUUCUAUGAACAGCCUCAUCUUCAUCGUGCGUCGCUAAACGGAAGAAGAGGAUUAGCUCUGAUUGCACUUUUGUUACCGUGUGUCAAACUCGUUCGCGCUCUGAUCGAACGUCUCGUAAAAUGUAUGGCAACGGAUUUUAAAGAUUUAACGGCCGUUGCUCCCUUGUUGGGAGUUUGGGCCCUCGUCGAGGCGAUCCCCGAUUCCAGUUCGUCGUUGAGAUAUCUUGCGGACGAGAUAGCCGAGACCCUGUUGGCCUUUACUCGCGCUGUCGAUUCGGAUGGUGCCGGAAACGUUGCGAAAUCAUUAUGGACGCAAAUGAUCGGUGAAGUAUUGAAAAUGAUAUCGGCUUGUCCAGCCAAUUUUGUACCGGGCUUGAGACUCUUGUCCCGUCUUCUGCCACCGAUUUUUCAGCUUGACGAAACUCAUCCGAACGAGGAAAUCACGAGAGCCAUGGGUCUGCGGAAAUUAUGGUCUGCUCAUCUUCAAGCACAAGUUACUAAUCUGACAGAAACUCUCUGCUUAUUGUGCGCCAGCUGGGACGAGACACUACUCAAUUUAUUGUCCAACGUGUGCAAACAGAUAAGCGAUUUGGCGGCACCGAGCGCUCUCGUCGUCGGACGAUGUCUCCUUGAUCGAAUCCUCGCCGCUACACCGCUCGAGAACAAUUCACCAGUUCUCGCUCUCCUCGCUGACCUGGCGAUGCACGCGCCUCUGAAAGCCACUCUCUUGACUCUUCUCAGUCCUACUUCCAGAGCUCAAGUGAAAUCCGAUCAAAAGUAUCCACCGGUCGUUGACACGAUGUGCGCAACACUCAAAACGACCAAUUUCAACAACGUGCAGCUCGAAAUUCUCGAUACUUUUAAUAUUCUCUGCGACGACAAGCUCAGUCUCGUUCAGGAUGAAAACAGCUCCGAACCUUUCGAAAUACGACUCACUCAUUCGGUCCCGAGCAAAGAUCCUCUCUUGUCCAUACUCGCCGCCCUCAUCGAUGUUUUAGCCAAUGCUCCAAAAUACUCGAAUGAUGUACUUGAGAGUGAUCUUCGUAUACUCGUUUCCCUGACGAGGCAUAAUUACGGAUUGUAUCACGUUAAAAGUUGUCUCGAAAACAAUCCUGGGGCUCUGAGAUCUUUGCUGGAGCACGUUUCCGGUAGAAGAUUGCAAAAGGUUGAACCCAUGGAAACGGAAUUCGAAGAUAAUGCAUUGGAAUCGUUAAUCGUAUCUUUCUUGGAAAAUCUUGUGUCUUGCAAAAAUGCAGAGCGUUCGUUGUAUCUCCGUGUGGCCCAGCUCGCCUCGCUACUUUCAUGGGACAAGAGCGGGCAACAUCCUCUGGAGAAAUUCAAAGGCGCCCAGGAGCUCGUUGAAAAACUUAGAACCAGCGUUGAUGGCAAAGAUGAAAAGGAUGCUGUGCCAGAAAUGCUCGAACCACUUUUACCUACGCCCGAUACGCUUCUCAAUCAAUUCUCACAAAGAUCACUUGGUCAUUACGGAAGAUAUUCUCGACACACGAGAAAACGGACUUUCGUUGAUUCCUCGACCACGGGAAACAACGAUGUGAACAAUACUGUCGAUCUUCUCGCUCUUGCCGCUGAACUUUUACCCACCGAUUUCAAUCUUCUUACCGAGGCUCAGUUGUUGUGCUCGCGCGUACCCCCCGACGAUUCGACUCAACCUAUUCAACCGAAGGGGCGAAACGAAGGACCUGAAGAUUCUAGGGAUUCACAGAAACAGACUAAUGUACCAACUGCCAAAACGAAACAGCCUUUUGUUACACCCAUGCGUGGAAGAGCUCAAUUUGUAAAUUCAAUGAGAAGUGGUUCAACGGCUGGCGGUGCAGGUCGAGGAGCGGAUCCCUUCAGGUCAAGGCCCCCGAACACUUCGAGGCCACCGUCCCUCCACGUGGACGAUUUUGUAGCAUUGGAAACAUGUGGAGCACAGCCAACAGGGCCGACGGGAUACAAUAAACUUAGUAUAAGAGGAACCUGUCCUCCCAGAGGAGUGAUUGCUGGCACGAGGUGUCGUUCGUGGGUUUCUGAGCCACGUUCUCCUUAUCUUCGAUGAGCCAAAUGCUUCCAAGUAUUUCGAAAUACUUUCCUUUUCUCUCAGUGUACAUUGAUCAUCUAAUGUUUCAAGGAUUUUAUGGAGAUCGAAACACGCGGCUGAAUUAAACAAAAGCUGUAAAAAAAAAAUUAAAACGUCUAUUACGCAGCACUUUUUGAUCGUGUCGCCGUUCAGUUUCUAUUUUUCGUUUACGAUUAUUAGUAUAAACACCUUUGUCGAAAUCUGUUGAAUUCGUUAGACGAUUAUUACGUUAUCAGAAUUUCAAAUCAAUAAAUUUCAAAUAAAUAAUGAA
Molecule: messenger RNA, 5108 nt
Organism: Venturia canescens
Lineage: Eukaryota; Metazoa; Arthropoda; Insecta; Hymenoptera; Ichneumonidae
Gene: vir
Product: VIR_N domain-containing protein
Exons: 5
Coding region: 215-4816 (1533 amino acids)
Cellular component (GO): RNA N6-methyladenosine methyltransferase complex
Molecular function (GO): RNA binding
Source: RefSeq, a predicted model, not a curated record